AUGACGGCGAAAUCUUUGUCAGAAGAUAAUGAACAAUCGUUUGAUAUGUUUCCUACAAAGAAUAUACCGAUACAUGUGCUCAAAUCAACAAGUGGAUGUCGUAUUAUGGCACUAUCACUUUUUAUUCUUAUUGUUAUUGGAGUUGUCGUUAUUUUUUACAAGGCAAACGAAAUCGCUCGAGGAGAUGAAGGGCGUGUGGAAAGUAAAUUAUUCGAUAGGAAUUUUCAAGAACAAGACGAACUUAUUCGAAAACGACGAUCGUCGGAUUGUUUCUCUAAGCAUGUUAAACAUCAUCGAUCGCGUAUGUUCAUCGUAUUUCUUUUUUCUAAGUUUUGAAUAUUUAUCGUCAAAGGUUCUAAAAACAAAAGAAAAACACACCCAAUACCGUCGAAA
Molecule: messenger RNA, 393 nt
Organism: Adineta ricciae
Lineage: Eukaryota; Metazoa; Rotifera; Eurotatoria; Adinetida; Adinetidae
Source: the annotation of a GenBank genome assembly